UUGGUUGAGGCAGCGACGACAUUUGCCUCGGUGUGAGGGGGAAAGCGAGAUGGCGGAUGCGCCGCCCGGGGUGGAUGUGCCCGAACUGGGGUCGUGGAGCAUCGCGGAACUCCAGGCCAAGCUCAACGAGAUCGGCUUCUCCGCGCAAGGUGUGCGGGAAGAACUUAUCGAACGCCUGCAGAACUACAGUUUACAGACUGGAACGAUCCUGAACCGUCCCGUGCGUAAAGAUGAGCUGGACAAGGGGCACCCGAUGCCCCCGAUGCCUGCGCAGAUGGCCGGGAUGCAGAUGCCCCCACGCUCAAUGGGAAUGUCCCGCAUGCCCCACCCUCCCGGAAUGCAGAUGGGCUUCCCCAUGGGGGUGGUGCCACCAGGCAUGGGCCCUCGCAUGCACAUGCCGGCCGUGGACCCCUCUGCCCUCUCCGAGGAUGAGCGACUGAAGCUGGCACAGCAACAAGCCGCCAUCCUGAUCCAGCAAGAGGAGCGAGCCAAGGGUGGCGAGCGGAUAUUUGGCGAUCAGGUGAAGGAUCAGGAGCUGCUUGAGCAACAGAAGCGGGCAGCAGCAUUAUUGGAGCAUGAACGGAAACAGCAGGAGAUGAUGCAGCAAGGUCCACCGGGACCCCGGCCCUUGGAGGUCGGGCCUCGGCCGCUGGGACCUCGAGGCAAUGGACCUGUGCCCUUGCCUCUCUCCGUGGCUGUGCGUCCAGUACCCCCGGGGACUCCCACCACACUGGCUGGGACAGGGCUGGGUCCACGCCUGCGAGGACCUCCCCCACCGCCUGGAGAAGAGAACAGAGAGGGUGAUGACAUGGGCCCUGGACCAAGGAUUCCCCAAGUGCUUGAGAAGAUCCUUCAGCUCAAGGAGCAGCGCCAGGUGGAACUGACGGCGACAUCAGAAGCAUCCGACGAGGUGGAUGCAGCAGUCGGAGCCACUCUAACCCCAGCCGACACGGAAGAUGAAGAGCUUACAUCGUCACUGUCGAAGAAAGAGAAAAAUCGGAAACGCAGAAACAGAAAGAAGAAAAAGAAGACAGGACGGAGUGAGGAGAACGGGGUUCAGAAGAAGCCGGAGAAGGUGGAAGUGAUGGACACAGGCACAGAUGUCGAGGUGGAGUACGUAACUGAGGAGCCCGAAGUCUUUGAUGCCAACUUCAUCUACUUCAAGAGGAUAUUCGAGUCCUUCAGGCUGACAGAUGACGUGAAGAAAGACAAGGACAAAGAGCCAGACAGAACUGAUAAGCUGGAGUCCACGGUGGUGCUGAAAAAGAAGGGUUUUGAAACGGAGCAGAAGGGGAGCAGUGAUGAUGAGGAAGAGGCGGACAGUGACGAUGAUGUGGUGAAGAAGGACGAGCUCCCCAAGCUGUCUAAGAAGAAGCUGCGGAGGUUGAAUCGCUUGAGCGUGGCUGAGCUGAAGCAGCUGGUGGCUAGACCUGACGUGGUGGAGAUGCACGAUGUCACAGCGCACGACCCGAAGCUGCUCGUCCACCUGAAGGCCACCCGCAACUCGGUGCCCGUACCCCGGCACUGGUGCUUCAAGCGCAAGUAUCUGCAGGGCAAGCGGGGUAUCGAGAAACCCCCAUUCGAGCUGCCAGAGUUCAUCCGACGCACUGGCAUCCAGGAGAUGCGAGAAGCAUUGCAAGAGAAGGAGGAGCAGAAGACCAUGAAGACCAAGAUGAGGGAGAAGGUGCGCCCGAAAAUGGGCAAAAUAGACAUCGACUACCAGAAGCUGCACGAUGCCUUCUUCAAGUGGCAGACCAAGCCCAAACUGACCAUCCAUGGAGACCUGUAUUACGAGGGAAAAGAGUUUGAGACCCGGCUCAAGGAGAAGAAGCCAGGAGACCUGUCGGAUGAGCUGCGACUAGCUCUCGGAAUGCCGGUGGGAGCUAACUCGCACAAGGUCCCUCCGCCGUGGUUGAUUGCCAUGCAGAGAUAUGGCCCACCACCAUCGUACCCCAACCUCAAAAUUCCUGGUCUAAACUCUCCGAUCCCAGAGAGCUGCUCCUUCGGGUACCACGCUGGAGGCUGGGGGAAGCCACCGGUUGAUGAGACUGGAAAACCGUUGUACGGCGAUGUGUUUGGAACAAAUUCCCUGGAAUUUCAGGCAAAGACUGAGGAGGAGGAGCUGGAUCGGACACCUUGGGGGGAGCUGGAGCCUUCCGAUGAGGAAUCCUCUGAAGAAGAGGAGGAAGAGGACGAGAGCGACGAAGAUAAGCCAGAUGACACCGGGUUCAUCACACCGGCCGACAGUGGCCUGAUCACACCGGGAGGCUUCUCCUCUGUCCCAGCAGGAAUGGAAACCCCAGAGCUCAUUGAGCUGAGAAAGAAGAAGAUUGAGGAAGCCAUGGAUGGUGGAGAGACGCCCCAGCUGUACAUUCCAGUGCCGGAGAAGAGGGCAGCAACGAUCGGCGGCGCGAUGAUGGGGUCCACGCAUAUCUACGACAUGUCGGCGGUGAUGAGUCGGAAAGGUCCUGCCCCAGAGACCCAGGGCAUCGAGGUGGCCCUGGCCCCUGAGGAGCUGGAGCUCGACCCCAUGGCCAUGACCCAGAAGUACGAGGAGCGGGUUCGGGAACAGCAGGCACAGGUGGAGAAGGAGGACUUCAGCGACAUGGUGGCGGAGCACGCGGCCAAGCAGAAGCAAAAGAAGAGGAAGGCACAGCCAGCCGACAGCAGUCGUGGGACGAAGAAGUACAAGGAGUUUAAGUUCUAGUCGGGGCCAAGCUGCCAAAUUCACUCACCCCUCUGCCGUUCCUUUCCACUGAUCGCUGUUUCUCAUUGUAUUAAAGUUGUGACGUUUUUU
Molecule: messenger RNA, 2797 nt
Organism: Pristis pectinata (smalltooth sawfish)
Lineage: Eukaryota; Metazoa; Chordata; Chondrichthyes; Rhinopristiformes; Pristidae
Gene: sf3b2
Product: splicing factor 3b, subunit 2
Exons: 22
Coding region: 50-2707 (885 amino acids)
Biological process (GO): mRNA splicing, via spliceosome
Cellular component (GO): U2-type spliceosomal complex; nucleus; U12-type spliceosomal complex
Source: RefSeq, a predicted model, not a curated record